This is a messenger RNA of Oryza sativa Japonica Group (Japanese rice), 679 nucleotides long. RefSeq lists its product as uncharacterized. The record is from RefSeq and is a predicted model, not a curated record. Lineage: Eukaryota; Viridiplantae; Streptophyta; Magnoliopsida; Poales; Poaceae.
AUGAGGGCGCCGCUCUCCUCCCCAGCCGCCGCCUAUCCUCAGCGAAACCCUAGGCACCGAGCCGGCCGCAUCGACGCGUACGGCCGUGCUGUGUCCGCCGGUGAGGUGCUGGCGGCGCACCCCAACCACGUGCUUAGCCGGCAGUGCUCGUCGCAGCAGGGGGCGAUGGGCCGGAUACACAUCGUGUCGCCGGAGUCGAAGCUGGAGUGCGGCGAGAUCUACUUCCUCAUCCCGGCCGCCUCCGUCCCCGACGCCAAGAGAAGGACGAGCACCGGCGGCGCCGCCGGCCACGGGCACCACGUCCGCAGCAAGUCGGAGGGCAACGCCGCCGUCGCCGAUUGGUUGGGCAGCCAGUGCAGCGCGUCGCCGGAGACGACAAGGAUGAUGAGGGUGCAGAAGCAACACCACCACCAACACCGGCGGCGCAUGAGCACCGGGAGCCAUGCCUCGCCGUGGCAGCCGCACCUCUCGUGCAUCACUGAGGACCCCUGAGCUUAGCUUUCAUUUUUUUUUCUUCUCUUCUCUGAAUUCAUAGUGGUUUUUUUGCCUCCUGUGUAAUUUCCUCUGGUGCCUGGUAAAUAUUUUUGUUCACAUUUUGUGUCAAUGAUGUGCCGAUUUUACAUUCUGAAAUCAACAACUGUGUAUAAUUUUCAAGCACAAAGCGACUUCUAUUCUAGUA